This is a messenger RNA of Penicillium soppii, 1557 nucleotides long. RefSeq names its product cytochrome P450. The transcript is spliced from 4 exons. Gene Ontology annotation, molecular function: iron ion binding; monooxygenase activity; heme binding. NCBI's taxonomy places the organism in Eukaryota, Fungi, Ascomycota, Eurotiomycetes, Eurotiales, Aspergillaceae. The record is from RefSeq and is a predicted model, not a curated record. The annotation marks the transcript as partial.
ACAUCCGGUUACUACAUACACCAAGUCUACUUCCAUCCUCUGGCAAAAUUUCCUGGGCCAAUUGUAGCCAAAUUCAGUGUGAUUAGAGGAGUCUAUCACGCAUGGAAAGGAGAUUUACACAUAGACAUUUGGCACUGUCACGACAAAUAUGAUUUCAUUGGCCUGAAAUACUUCUGUGUUUCUGUUUAUUUACGAUGCUCAGGCCCGGUUGUUCGUUAUGGGCCAAACGCUUUACUUUUCAAUACCGCGUCAGGACAUAGAGGCAAGUCACAUAACCAUCUGUGGAGAUCUCUGCUAAAUGAGAAUCAUAGACAUAUACGCUUCGGGAAGAAAUAUUUGGAAGCAUCGACAGAUUUCCAAGCUAAACCCGAGGGCAGCAAAUCUGAUCACCAUUUUCAAGAUCGGGUGAAAGAGCACAUCAAUACUCUGAUUAGCAAGGUGUCCCAGGUCGGAAAGCAAGCUAAUGAAAGUGACGCUUGGGGGCCGCCUAUGGACAUGUCGGAAUGGUUGAGGUAUUUCACCUUUGAUGCCGUGUCAGAUUUCAUGUUCGGCUUCAAUUACGACCUCCUCAACUCUGCAAAACACCGCCAUAUUAUCCAAGACAUCAAAGACGCCAGCGUGAGAAAUAGCGUACUUGUCUAUCAACCCCUCUUGAGGGUCUUUCGGGCAGACAAAAUGAUUUUCGGAAAAUCAGUUCGAGGCACCAGGAGCUUCUGGAAAUUCAUUCGAGCGGCUAUCAGUGCACAAUCGGGAAUAAACCGAGGUGAUGAUGUCUUCACAUCCCUUGCAGGUGCAAAUUGCAAGUCACAUGAAGGACUCCUGAGCAUGACAGAGAUACAGUCGGAAAUCGGUGUACUGGUUAUCGCUGGACUUGAUACCACAGCAACAGCUAUGUGUGCAUUGCUGUUCUAUUUGAGUAAAUGCCGUCAGAGGUACGAAAAGGCCGCGAAUGAGCUGCGUGAUGUUUUCAAUUCUGUGGCUGAAGUUCGCCUUGGGUCUCAGCUCGAAAGUUGCAAAUAUUUCGCAGCAUGUGUCAAAGAGAGCUUGCGAAUAUCGCCCCCCAUUGGAUCGAGUCCAUGGAGAGAAAUUGGUGAGGGAGGUGAGACAAUUGAUGGCCACUUCAUCCCAGAGGGCUACACUGUCGGUACGGGAUUGUACAGUCUACAUCACAACGCUGCAUAUUUUCACAACCCACAUGAAUUCAUUCCGGAACGAUGGCUCAAUAGUGACGAGAGUGAUACGACAGGUUCUAACACCAAAAAGUCAGCGUUCAAUCCCUUCUCAUCUGGUCCAAGAUCUUGCAUCGGCGAGUCACUGGCUUAUUUGGAGUUAUUACUCACAAUUGCAUCACUGUUACUGGUGUACGAUUUUCGAACUCCAGAAAGAGCAUAUGACGAACUGAGGGCCGAUUUGGGUACCCAGAAACCCGGUAGGGGAAACUCGGAGGAGUUUCAGUUGAUUGAUCGCAUAUUUGGUUUGUCAAAGGGCCCUAUGCUUCAAUUUCGCCCAAGGGACAUCUUACCAAAAAAGGAGGAAGCAAACAGUGCGAAAUUUUGA